Aspergillus eucalypticola CBS 122712 is the source of this 3276-nucleotide messenger RNA. RefSeq names its product ATPase. Gene Ontology annotation, molecular function: ATP binding; ATP hydrolysis activity. The record is from RefSeq and is a predicted model, not a curated record. The transcript is spliced from 7 exons. Bases 1 to 3276 code for a protein of 1091 amino acids. NCBI's taxonomy places the organism in Eukaryota, Fungi, Ascomycota, Eurotiomycetes, Eurotiales, Aspergillaceae.
AUGGCCGAAAAUAAUACCUGCACGAUGGAGAAAGAUGCCGCAGUUGUUACCAAUUCAAACCCUACAACUGGGGUGUUUCUCUCACUGAGGACAAAUCCCCCGGCGGAUGAUGGUGAUGAUGACAAUGCAGAGGAACACUCAACGCCACACGGUCGACCCAAAUCUGAUAUCAUUCCUAGAUCGACCGUAGAGAAGUGGUUCAACGCCAAUGACCAGUCGAUAUCUCAAUUAAAAACAUUACAAGAUCAAGCAUCCAAGGCUUUCGAAGUUGCGAAAUUUGACUGGAGGGAUAACAUAGUUGAUAUCAUUAACUGCCUUUAUGAACAAAUGGCUGGGUUACGCAAACUCAAUAGCGAAAUAGCCGAGUCGCUCUAUGAAGAGAAAAGGGAUAUGCGGACCUCUGUCCCGGAGAUCCAUCGUUCCAGUUGGGGCGAAACGGCCAUCUCCUCCAGUUUCUCGACCAAGUAUUUCUCCCUUGAGAUCCCGAAUACCGAGCCCUCAGUGGGCGAUAUCAUAUUCAUGCGCCGCAACCGCUGGUCAAAUGCUGCCUUCAGCAAAGAAUCAAGUGACCCUCUUCCGCUAACUACGCUACCGGAACGAAUCAAGAUCAACUCGAAGCGGUUGAUGAGCUUUUUCAAUCACGAAUUUUGCAAUGGGGCUCUGGAUUAUGACACUACAAAUCCCCUAAAGUUUCUUCGGCCCUUCAAAUCAUUGGUUUAUCUCGAAAAGAAAAUUCGGGCCAGGUUGACAGAAUUGGAAACUGCUUUGAAGCAAAGGCAGGACUAUUCAGAAGGGGGUAUGCAAGUCAUGGAGAAAUCUACCGUAGAAGACAAUUUCUAUAAGGGUGCAGUCGAGGAUCCGUCGUCGUUGGGUCUCUUCGAGCUCACCGCAUUGAUCAUGGAUCUCCGAUGCCUGACGCGAUUUAUGGAUGAGACCCUUGGUCCAGCCCAGGCGAGCCUAGCUGCUGCACCGGAGAUGGUGCGAUUCGUCGAUCUCUGGUUUCUCUUUGCGCAAGGAACGCUGGUGUACAUCAGAAACAGCAAUGCUCCCCAAAAGAUCUGGAAGGUGGUGCAGCGAACGGGGGGCCGCCGCUACCUGAGCGAGUCGGGUCGCACCAACGAUCUAACCACUGGCACAUGGGCUCCCUUUGUGCUGGACUGCUUCUAUGUAGACUUUGAUGGGACCAAGUUCAUUCCCGUCUUUCACCAAGUGAGAAUAAACGGGUUCGAUGGCACCCAAGCCGUCAAGUCCCUCCCUGUUCUCCCGUUCGCUGUCGCGGAAAAGGAAGGUUUCACAGACCGAGAGUACCUGAUGGCCCGAGGGAGGCAAUUCUUUGAUUGCACGAAAAGGUUUCACCAUUUGGAUUACACUGGCCGGUGCCACUACUUGACUCCCGCAGGGCGAAAGCUGACAGAGCUAGUCGACGAAAUUCCCCGUAGCGCUUCCUUCUACUCCGAACACAUCGACAGCGAUGUGAUCGUAGACUUUGCACGCGCGUUGGAGGAGAUCCCGUGGUGGCGCCCGAUGACCGGUGAACAUGACUUUGGCGCUACCGACAGUGCUGAGACCGAAGGAGGACCCGGAGUCGAGAAUGAUGAAGCCUGGGAUAAACGAUUCACGGAUGACUAUAUGGAAGGCCAGGCUCAAGUUUGGGAAUCCUGGGUCAAAGUUGGAGGUGGCCCAGCUGAUGAUGACUUGUUGAUCCUUCCUGACAGGGUCUUUGCCUUUGUGCUUUCGACCAGGCGAUGGGCUUGUCUCCAGAUUGGACGAGGGCCAAAUGGGACUGAACAACUGCGCCAGAGGGAAGCCAAAGGCGACCCAUGGCUAAAACUACGCCUUCCGGAAGGCCACAAGGACAUGGUUCAGUCCUUAAUUCACGCGCAUUUUGCCCGACAAACGUCUAAUGGGGUCCAUUUUGACCUGCUCAGGAACAAGGGGAAUGGAGUGACAAUCCUAUUACACGGAGUACCCGGAGUAGGGAAGACAUCUACGGCUGAAUGUGCUGCCAUAAGUACCAGUAGACCUCUACUGCCUGUCACAUGUGGAGAUCUUGGACUCACCGCUAGCGAUGUGGAAGAAAGACUCAAAGAAAUCUUUCGACUCGCUCAGGAUUGGAAGUGCAUCAUGCUUCUUGAUGAAGCCGAUGUGUUCUUAACUCAACGCCGGGCAUUUGACGCCGAGAGAAAUGCCCUCGUCUCAGUUUUCCUUCGUACAUUGGAAUACUAUGAGGGGAUAUUGUUCCUCACCACCAACCGAGUGGGAACCUUUGAUGAAGCCUUCAAGUCUCGCAUUCACAUGUCUCUCUACUACCCGUCCUUAGACUGGCCCCCCACCCACGAUAUUUGGUCUGGCCACAUCGAUGAAGCGGUCCGCGCGGGAAUCGUAGUCAACAAGGAAUCCUUGCUCCAAUAUGCGAAGAGAAUAUUCGAACGCCAGCAGCUUCCAGGAUCGGGUCCUGUUUGGAACGGCCGGCAGAUUCGCAAUGCCUUCCAAAGUGCCCUUGCGCUGGCCACAUACAACUGUCACAACAAGGAUUCCAAAAUCGAGCUCAGCACGAUGUAUUUUGAGAAGGUUUUCGAAUUGUCGGAUAAGUUUAGCAAUUAUAUAUGGAGUACCCAAAAUAUGCAAGACGAUGCGGAGCGAAACCGCAACUCCAUGGUCCGACGAGACGAUUUUAGCUAUAACGCAUUUGGAGGGCUCUACUCGCAGCCUCCUCCGCAAGGCACCACCUUUCAGCCAGCAAACCCCCAAGGAGGUUUCCUUCAAUCAGCAUCCCCACCAUUCGGACACCAAGCCACACAUCAAAUGGGAGGCCUGGGCGGCGGCCAGACCUAUAUGGGAAACGCUCAGAACUUCCAGGCCAGUAUGCAGCCCAUGCCUAACCCAGUGGGUCAGCAACUUGGUCAGCCAUUCCAACAGCAGCAACAGCAGCAACAGCUAAGCUCACAAUCCACCCUGCAACCACAAUACCAUGUGUUCAGCAACGGCAGUACCAAUAAUAGCUAUGGCUUGCAACAGUUGCAGCAGCAGCAACCUCAACAGCAGCAGCAGCAGCAGCCAAGUCCACAGUUGACCCUGCAAUCCCACCCUCAUAUAUCAAGCAACAGCGGAAACAGCGACAACUAUACCUUGCAGCAAUUGCAACCACCACAGCAGCAACCGCAGCAAGCUCAAUUCCUCUCGCAACCUGGUACCAUGGCAUCACUUACGCAAACUACAACAUCACAGUCCGCAUUGCCGACAUUCGGUCAGGGUCAGCCCUUUGGCCAUUCGUAA